This is a messenger RNA of Papilio machaon (common yellow swallowtail), 880 nucleotides long. RefSeq lists its product as uncharacterized. The record is from RefSeq and is a predicted model, not a curated record. The transcript has a single exon. Lineage: Eukaryota; Metazoa; Arthropoda; Insecta; Lepidoptera; Papilionidae. The coding region runs from base 86 to 880 and encodes 264 amino acids.
CAUAAAUGUUGAAUUGACGUGAGCUUCCAUAUUUGUUUAUACCUACUUUUAAACAAAUUUACAAUUUUGAAAUAUUUUAUUUAAAAUGGAUAAAGCCAAUCUUGCAAGUGGCGAUACUAAAGAAUGUAGCUUACACACAUCACCUAGAAUAUCGGGAGAAGGAAUUCAUACAUCUACAGUCGAAGAUGUGAACAACAAACAGAUGAGUCGUAAUGAAAUAACUCCAAAGGACAUAGAUGAUAAUGAAACAAAUUUGAAAGAACGAAUAGCACAAUGUAGAAGUUUAAUUGAAUCUUUAAAGCAAGAGCUUAGCGAAGAAAAGUCCAAAUUAGAAAAUGAAAGUAAGCCGACGCAGGCAGAAAUAUCUAGGAUGAACCCUGGUACAUCAGAUGAUGAUAAGCUAAAUACGAAUAUAUAUCGAGAGAAGACAAACUCGAGGGAUACAGUUCUUGAACUAAAUUCAUAUUCUCCUUGUAUGAACAGCAGAUUGAAUUGCGACGAAAACUUGAUUGAAUAUGAAAAGCAACUUCAGCGUUAUCAAAACACUUUAAAUAUGGCUCAGAUAGAAAAGAAAAACGCUAUACGAAAACAAAUGCUUUCAAAAGCUUUCAAUCUAAAACUUCUUGAAGUUGAGAACCAAUGUAACAUAGAGUUACUUCGUGUAAAACAAAGUCUUCAAUGUUUGAAACCAUUACAGAUGAUUGCGAAUAAAUGGAAAACUCAUACUGAUGAACCGUACGAUUUGAACAAUUAUGAAUUGAUUCCAAGAUAUCCAGAAAUUAAUUCUGACGCAUUCAGUGACUUUAAUAAAACAGCUGCUGCUUUGGAUAAUAAAAUUACCGAUGACAAAUUUGAAAAUCGUUUAGAACGUACUGAUUAA